AUGCUGUCCGACUCCAGCGGCUGUCGUUGGGAUGAUGCAGAGUUCGUGGUUGUCCGGAAAGGACAAGGACCCAGGCGUGAGGCUGAAUUGCCAGACAAACGUCGGUGGAAAAUGCAGCCCAACCAUCCGGAGGGCAGCGCGCGGACGCCGUUAUUUCAAACGUCGGAAGGGCGGCGCAUGAUACGCAGAGUCCGACGGGCUCCGGGGAGCGUUAAAGCGACUUCCGUUUGUUUGGAGUUGUCAACAGUCAAAACAGAGAACGAACCAUCCAUUGUCAGUCUUGAUUACUUUCUGAAGGCCACUCAGUGA
Messenger RNA from Colletotrichum siamense, 309 nucleotides. RefSeq lists its product as uncharacterized. Lineage: Eukaryota; Fungi; Ascomycota; Sordariomycetes; Glomerellales; Glomerellaceae. The coding region runs from base 1 to 309 and encodes 102 amino acids. The transcript is spliced from 2 exons. The record is from RefSeq and is a predicted model, not a curated record.